AUGAAGGAACUCAUAGAGAGCGUACUCCAGCUGGUCGACCCAGAUGAAGAAACGGAAGCCUACUUGCGAGGAAGGAUAAACGACGAAAAGCACAUAAUUCAGAAAAAGGGGAUAGAUUAUUUGUACGACUUGGUCUCUACCUUUUCGGAUAAAAAAAUAAAGAAGAGCACCGUUGUAGAUAUUUUUAACAAAUAUAUGAAAAGAGAAAAUGGAGUAGGAACUGAUAAGAACAAAAAUGCGGAUGGUCAGAAACUCGCCGAAAUAGUGAACUUAAAGGAAUACUGGAAAAAAAAUGAUGUGGUAGGAUAUUAUGAUCCGUUCUUAGGCAUACAGGAAAAACAAAUUAAUUACAAUACGAGCAUCCCUAUCAGUGAAAGCAUAAGAAUAAGUAAAGAAAAAGAAAAAGAAAGACAGAAACAACUAAACUUGUUUAAAGAAUGGGUAAAAAAUAAAAUUAAAAUUCCAUCCCCUGUACGGGUGCACAAUUUGUUACACUGUUCUGAUUUAAGUAAAAACAAAACGAAAAUUGAAAAAAUGUAUGACAUCCGAAUUGAUAAUUUUACCCUAAGCAUUGGACAAAGGAGUUUACUAACAGAUACGACUCUAAAAAUAAAUGUCAUGAAUAAAUAUGGACUGAUAGGAAAAAAUGGAAUAGGGAAAAGUACCCUCUUGGCGAAGCUAGCAAGAUACGAAAUUGAAGAAAUUAAAAAAGAUAUAUCCAUAGCGUGUAUUGAACAGGAUUUAUUUCUUGAAGAUGUGACCGUGCUGGAGUGUGUUCUUAUGGUUGACAAACUAAGACAUGAUCUGUUGAAAGAAUUGGAACAACUGGAAUUAAAAAAGAGCAAGUCGGCCCUCGGUGGGGGGUGUCCAAACGGAGAAACUAAGCAGGGGGACGGAAAGCAGAAAUGCAAAGAGGAUGAAGUGGACGGCGAGGACGAAAAAGACAUCGACAUGAAGAUUCUAAACAUUUAUGAAAAACUGAACAGCAUUAACUACUUAGAAGCGGAAAAGGAAGCCAGCAAAAUUUUAUGUGGGUUAGGUUUUGACUCAAAUUUGCAAAAGAAAAAAGUCAACUCCCUCAGCGGAGGCAUGAGAAUGAGACUCUGUCUAAGCCGCAUUCUCUUCAGCAACAAUGAUAUAAUAUUGCUAGAUGAGCCGACGAACCAUCUGGAUAUAUACACCAUACAAUUUUUAAUAGAUUAUAUAAAAAAAUUAAAUAAGACGUGCAUUAUUGUAUCCCAUGAUAGAGAUUUUCUAAAUGAAGUUUGCACGGAUAUUAUUCAUUUUCAUCAGAAGCAGUUAACUUAUUAUUCUGGAAAUUAUGACCAGUUUGAAAAAACUAGAGUAGAACAUCUACUGCAACAACAGAGAGAACAUGAUUCCAUCGAAAUGAAGAAAAAACACGUGCAGAAAUUUAUAGACAGAUUUAGGUGCAACUCAAAAAGAGCAGCUCUCGUCCAAAGCAGAAUAAAACUUUUAAAUAAAUUACCUGUAGUAAAUUUAGAAAAAGAAGAAACUCCAUUCAGCUUUUCCUUUUUGGAACCUUUUUACACAUCCAACGUGCUCAUACGGCUUAAGAAUAUUUCCUUUAAAAAUGAAAUGUUUAAAAAUUUACAAAUAAAAAAGAACGCAAAUAUUAUUAUAGCAGAUACUGUGGAAGACACGAACGGGAAAAUUAACGGGAAGUCACACAACGGCACCAACGGGGAAGAUGGAAAUACAGCACGUCAUGAUGAUUAUCAGUUUAGACAUGAAUUUUUAUUUAAAAAUGCUACCUUCGAAGUAGACAUGGACUCCAGAAUUGCCAUAUGUGGGGUUAAUGGAAGUGGAAAAACGACAUUAAUUAAAAUUAUUUUAAACCUAAUAGACACUUUCGAGGGGGAGUUACAUGUGAGCAAUAAGGCCAAUAUCGGUUACUACUCCCAGUAUCAUGUAGACAGCUUAAAUCCCAUCUUUAACUCCAUUCAGCAGCUGCAGUACAAUUAUUCCCACAAAAAUAUAAAAGAAGAAGAAGCUAUAAAAUACUUCAACAAAUUUAACAUUCCAACGAACGUUUUAUACGAACCAAUUUAUGUCCUUUCUGGGGGUCAGAAAAGCAAAUUGGCACUAGCCAUUUUGGCUUAUAAAAAUCCAAAUAUAUUAAUUCUUGAUGAACCGUCCAAUCACCUGGACAUUGAAUCCGUCCAAGCUUUAAUUGUGGCCUUAAAUCUUUACAAGGGAGGACUCAUUAUUAUUAGUCACGACACAUAUUUGAUAAAACAUGUAGCAGAUGAAAUAUAUCACAUAAACAACCUCACCAAGGAGUUGAUUAAAAUUGACUAUGACUUCGAUAAAUAUGCCAAGUUGCUCCUGGAAAAUAAGAUAUAG
Messenger RNA from Plasmodium coatneyi, 2367 nucleotides. Its product is annotated as ABC transporter. The coding region runs from base 1 to 2367 and encodes 788 amino acids. The record is from RefSeq and is a predicted model, not a curated record. The transcript has a single exon. Gene Ontology annotation, molecular function: ATP hydrolysis activity; ATP binding. NCBI's taxonomy places the organism in Eukaryota, Apicomplexa, Aconoidasida, Haemosporida, Plasmodiidae.